AUGUGCAAGCGCAAACGUGACGACACGGCCACCGAGGCCGAAGCCUUUGUCGCCAACGCCGCACCUGCCGUGGCCUCAGAAGCAAGUGCGCUGACCAGGGGGCUGACGCUCAAGGGCGCGCUGUACAAUCACUGCAUCCUCAACGGUCAGAAGCGGGUGGAGAACCGGCCCUUUCGUAUCAAGCCAGGUUGGUACGCGCUACACACUGGCGUCGGAAAGUUGGCGGCCGAGGACGCGAAGCGGAUUCACGCGCGGAUGGGCGGCGCCUGCCUCCCUGAUGAGUGCUCGCUUCCGCACGGCGUCAUCGUUGGCGCUGUCCACUUCUGUGGCGGCCUCAAGCACUCCGACUGCGCCGAGGAUCAUUGGGCCACCGGCCCGAUAUGCAAUGUGAUUGACGCCUAUUGCGCGCUGAGGCGGCCUGUUCCCCACCGGGGAGCGCUCAGUCUGUGGAAGAUCAAGCCUGACGCCCUCGCCGAAGUGCAGGCGCAGCUGGCGAGCGCACCCGUCCACCGCAAUGCCGACGUGUCCUCCUUUUUCUUGCGUGGCCGCCCGUCGAUAGCCUGA
Emiliania huxleyi CCMP1516 is the source of this 564-nucleotide messenger RNA. RefSeq lists its product as hypothetical. The coding region runs from base 1 to 564 and encodes 187 amino acids. The transcript has a single exon. The record is from RefSeq and is a predicted model, not a curated record. Lineage: Eukaryota; Haptophyta; Isochrysidales; Noelaerhabdaceae.